ACCUUUGUACCAUUGAAUCAGUCAUUCCAUUGGUUUAGUAACUGGUUCGGUUCUCGCAACUUUGUUUUGGACGUUGUUCAUAGUUUUGUGAAUUUCAAAAUUUAAUUUUGCAUACUAGAUUUUAAAGGUUUCCAAACAUAACUACAUAAGAAUUCCUCUGAGAAAUGAAUCCUAUUCAGUUCUAUUCAAUAUUCCAUAAAAGAGAAACAAAGAAAGAAAACAAAAGUGGAGAUUAAGUAAAUUAAUGAAGAAUAGAGGUGUAUUUCUCUUGCAGGGAUCAACCACUGUCUUGUAACUUGGCGUAAGAAAAGGUGAAGAAUAGUGAAUUCUAACGUGUGAAGAUGUCCGCGCUAUUCAAUUUCCAUUCGUUCCUUACUGUGAUACUACUUGGAAUAUGUGCCUGCACUUACUUCAAGAUGCAGUUUCCAGCAGUCCUUGAACAAAGAACUGGAUUUCGUGGGUUCUUUUGGAAGGCGGCAAGAAUAGGGGAACGAUUAAGCCCGUGGGUAUCCGUAGGUUGCUUUAUGAUGGGUGUUUCAAUAAUCUUCUUCUGAGCUACAUUAUACCUCUAAUCAGUGGUAGGUUUUCUCUUUUAAACAUACAAAUAUCGGUGGUCACGAAAUUGAUAUUCUUGCUUAAUGUGUAAUUUUAUUCCCCAUCAAAGUUUUUAAGAGUUCCCUAAACCAUAUAGUGACUUGUAAGGCUGUGUUGUUUUCUGUAUAAUAAUGUUCAUAAUUCGACAGCUGUAAUCUUUUUUGUAACUCUGACAUGUUAAUUGUUUAAUGUUAAAGAAAUUGAAUCUUAAUCUGA
This is a messenger RNA of Arachis duranensis, 810 nucleotides long. RefSeq lists its product as uncharacterized. Bases 342 to 554 code for a protein of 70 amino acids. NCBI's taxonomy places the organism in Eukaryota, Viridiplantae, Streptophyta, Magnoliopsida, Fabales, Fabaceae. Gene Ontology annotation, biological process: intracellular transport; protein secretion. The transcript is spliced from 5 exons. The record is from RefSeq and is a predicted model, not a curated record.